Meriones unguiculatus (Mongolian gerbil) is the source of this 13844-nucleotide messenger RNA. Its product is annotated as keratin-associated protein 10-3-like. Lineage: Eukaryota; Metazoa; Chordata; Mammalia; Rodentia; Muridae. The transcript is spliced from 2 exons. Gene Ontology annotation, cellular component: keratin filament. The record is from RefSeq and is a predicted model, not a curated record. Bases 10603 to 11412 code for a protein of 269 amino acids.
CCUCUUCCUGCUGGCUGUCCUGGGGCCACCCACCCUCACCCUUCCUUCACCAGCCCAGACAGGUCUGGAGCCUGAGUGUCCCCCAGCUACUCUCCUGCUCGGCUCCUGGAAAUGCUGGCUGCUCCACCUCACCAAUCCAAUCUGGCUGGCUUGAUCCUGCUACCAGCUGUGUGACUCUUGGCCUCUGAGUGCUCAAUAAAACCUCUUCUAUCCUCUUACAUCUCGGUAGUUACUGUCAUACAGCAAACUGGAUCUGGGGACUGCACAUGGCUUUGGAGUCUGCACCUGGCUCUGAGCCUUGCACCUGGCUCUGAGCCUUGCACCUGGAUCCUAGGCUUACACCUGGAUCUGAGUUCUGCACUUGCCUCUGGGCUCUUGCACCUGGCUCUGGGACCUUUGUCUGGCUCUGAGCUGCUCAGUUGGCUCUGUGAUACACCUGGUUGUGUGUUCUGCACCUGCCUCUGGGCCCUGCGGGCUCUAGGCUAUUCGCCUGGCUCCUAGGCUCUGCACUUUGCCACUGGACUCUUGCACCUGGCCAGUGAGCCUGCACCUGGCUCUAGAACCUGGGCCUGUACUUGGCUCUGGGGCUUGCUCCUGGCUCUGUGAGGUCUACAGCUGACUCUGGACAUGCAUCCUUCCACUCUUUCUCUAUCAGCAGCUAUGGGGGAUGAGGUCAGCAAAUACGACCUGGAGCUCCUGUCCCCUCAUUCUGUGCUCUGCUGCUGAUCUUGUGGACAGCAAAACUCUUCACACUGGUCCCCACCCUGAGCAUCACUUAGGCCCUGACUAAAUCACACCCCUGUGCUGCCUGUGUCCACCACUGAGUGUGUGAUGAAGAUCAGGGAGCUCUGGCCUCUGGUCCAGCAACCAGAGGGUCCACUGUGGGGAAGUGUGGGCAUCCUGUCUUCCUAACCAUCCACGUGCUUGGGGAGGCUAAGCAAAUGCUAGAAUGAGGAGAACAGAGACCUGGCCUCUGGUUACCCCUUACAGAUAGAGGAUGAGACAUGAUGGACAACAAGAUAAGGACAGCCAUAAGCACAUAGUGACCACAGCAGCCUGGAGUGGUGAGGGAAUGUGCCCAUGGGAGACAGUAGAACACGAUGUCCAAAUGUGGGCAAAUGUGGCCUCCCCUUUGCUGAGGGACUUUGAGAAUUAUCUCCUGAAAUGACAGAUGGCAGAGCAAAGAGAACUAUUGGUCAGGGUGAUGAUGGCAUUGUCUCCACACUUGACAGCAGGGAUGGGGGAGGGUGUCACCUGUAGGUGCUAUUUUUAAACAAUCUAAUUUAUUUGCAUUCUUAUGCCUCUUUCUUCCUACUCCAAUCCCUUUCAGCUAUCCAACACCAGGUAGGAGAGAAAAAAGGUUAGUGGAGAGAGGGGGCAUAGUUCUCUUCAGAUACUUCCUGCUGGUUAAGGUCGUUGCGUUCCUUGGGGCAAGUCCAAUCUUCAUUUCAGGAUAUCUCCAACUUCUUGUCAAACUGCAUCAACAGUAACCAGGAGCACAGGGGGGGAGCAGAAGCCUUCUUCUUUCUCAGACUUCCCCACCCUUACCCCGUCACUCUCCUGGCUCUGGCCUUUAUUACCUCUCUAGAGGCCUCAGAAUUAAACUAGCUGCAAAGGGCCCCUCUCAGAGCCCAUACAAGGCCAGUAGUCUGCUGCUGUGGACAAUUUGAUUCAGCCCCACAUCCCAUACUUGGGAUCAAAACAGCAACAACAAAAAUAUGUUUACUGAGUUUUUUAAAGGCACCAAAGCUUUCACUACAGUUACCUUAUCAGGGACACAUUACCUUGGUGCCAGAUGACAAGGAAGACAGCCUCCCAUGGUGGCCCUUUGCUGAGGUGUCAGGUGUCUCCGUGUUGGCAUCCUGUGCUGGGUUUCUGCAGUGCCAGGGGAUAGCACUUGAAGUCACAGCAGCACCACUGAUGUGCCCUUGCUACAGAUCGCUGGCUAGGUGAUGAACAGCACGUGGUAUCAUCCUUGGGCCUUACUGUCACAGUGACUGCUGAUGUGAUCUUAUUGCAGAUGGCUUAAUCAGCAGUUCUCAACCUGUGGGUCUCGACCCCAUUGGGGGUCAGAUGACCCUUUCACAGGGAUCACCUAAGACCACCGGAGAACACAGUAUUCAUGACAGUAGCAAAAUUACAGUUAUGAAGUAGCGAUGAAAUAGUUUUACGGCUGGUGCGGGUGGUCACCACAUGAGGACUGGUAUUCAAGAGUCGCAGCAUCAGGAAAUUUGAGAGACGAUGCACCUGGUGCCUCCUGGUGUAGCUAUCACGGUAGUUGUGGCUGUAUAAGAAAGCUAGCUCAACAAGAGGAAAAUCAUACCUGGUUCCGGGAACCUUGCCAACUACCCAGGGCUAGUGAAAGCUAAACCAUUAUAAUCCUGAACUCCAUUCCAAAUGUUUAUCCCUCUACCCACACCUAAGUACAGUUCUCAUCCCUCCUUAAGGAAUUUUUUUUUUUUUUUUUUGCAACAGGGACAAUAACAGAAAAUAGAUCAAAAUGCAGAGUUAUGGAGUCCUGUCCCUACUGAUGCCUCCAUAACAUGCUCCUCCAUCUAAGGCUCAGGGAUGACUUCAGAAGGGCAGGUGGAAAGACCUAUAAGAGCCAGAGGACCAGGAAGUUUGCUGUGAGACUGUGUCUACUAGAAAUGCUGGGGAAGCUGCAGCCAUGAAGUCUCAGCAAUGUUGCUGCCUAAACGGAAUCUGAGCAAGGACAAAACAAAUAGACAUGCCAAAAUGGGCUUGACCCUACACAAAGAAGUACAGGCAACUCAGGGAUGCUAAGACAUACAGGGAAGAAUACAGCGAUUGAUUAUCCAAUACCAAGUGGAAAACGUACAAGUGGCAUUAGAUGAACUGAGCAGGUUGUAUUCAUAUACGUAGGAAUAAAUAGAUGGAUGAAUAGGUAGAUAGAUAGAUAGAUAUACAUAAAUACAUACAUAGAUACAUAGAUGACAAACAAAUUUGUGUGUGAGUGUGUAUAUGCAACAACAAUACAGAAAGAGAAACCAUGAAUUUGAAUGAAAGCAAGAAAGUAUGUGGUAUAUGGGAGGGGUAAGAGUGAGAAAAGGUAGGUAAAAAUGAUAUAAUUAGAUUCUCAAAAAAUAAAAAUAAAACUAGCUGAGCAUGAGCCUGUGAGCACACCAGCAGGCUAUGUUUCUCUGUGCUUUCUCUUUGGACUUCCUGCUUGGGUUCCUCACCUGACUUCCCUCAGUGAUGGACUGUGACCUUUCCCAAGUUGUGCUUGGUUAGAGUGUUUUAUCAUAGCAACAGAAAGCAAACCAGAACAUGCAGGCAUUCAGUCUUGGCCUGUACGAGGCCCCCUGAAGAGCCUGCUUCGUUUUUUCCAAGUUCAGAGCUUGUCGGAUGCAGGGAGGGCAUUUGUUAGAUAUCUGAGAAUGAAGGACCCCACCAGCACCCCUGGGGUGGAGAAGAACACCUGGGUAUUCUUUGGGUCUGAGGAAAGCUAGGAGCCAAAUGCUUUGAAAAAUUAGGGCUUUGAAGCACUCCCAGAGUUCUAGAAUGUUCCAAACAUGACCACAGAGGCACAUGCUGAGAGAGUCGCUUGUGGCUGAGCUUUGAGCCCUGAGCAAACAAGGAAGUAAAAGUGCAACAGGAAGUGAAGAGGAGGAGGGUGCCAACUGCCAUCUGGUUGCUGAGGUGAAGCCCCAAAGGUAAAUAUACAAUAGCUACGAAGCUUAGGGGGAAAAAAGUUGCUGGAACAAAAUACCUGAGGUAAACAGUAUAUAAGGAAGAAAGAAAGGUUUGUUGUGGCUCACAGUUUCAUGGUGGAGAUGCAUAACAUGGGCGAUGCUCACCUUACUGAGACUGGGAGGAAAGAGCGAAGGGCCAGGCUCCCUUCACAGGCCAAGCCUCAGUGAUCUAAGUUCCUCCUACCAAGUCCUUCACACCCAAGUAAUGCCGGAAGCUGGGGACCAAGUCUCCGCUUUUGGGUCUUUGGGUGUCAUUUAAAAUCACGACAUCAGGCGUUUAAGGAACUCUGCCAAAUCGCUGCCUGAGCACGCACUAGUUUAAUAGAAUGGUUCUGAUACCUAGUGCAUGUGAUGAGGCUACUUCAGAAAAACUGCAGAAAUAACAAGAAAAGGCAGAAAUAACAAGCGUUCGCUGGAAAUAGCAACAACAGGCCACGGGGGCGUAGGGAGAGACGCAGAGAUCCAGAACCAGCCAUCAGUGCUCACUGUGCGGGGUCAGCAUGCCCUGCGUCCGGCAAAGAAGUAAGCAGGGGCUGGGCACAGAAGGAAACACCUAGAAAACGCUCCCAGGCUCACCCAGAGACUGUGCUCACUGGAGCAGGCCUUCAGACAACCUCUGUCGGACAAACUCAGAAAGCUUUGAUCCGACCACAGACAGUUGAGGUGAAUUGGGACAAGGACGGCUUAACAGGAUACAGCGAGAGAAAAGUGGAAGGAAUCAAGCAGGAAUUCCUGAUUUGGAAAGCAAGACCAGGUGAUGUGGAGAUGUCCCUGUAGGGCUUUGGCGACCAAAGGGAGAGGGCAGAAGAGCCAGGGGCGGUGAUAACAGACCCCUGAAACAGCCAGUGUGAGGAGAUUUUUUUUUAAACGACAGUGAACGGUUAGAUCUUGAGAGACUAAGGCACAACAUGUGUGACAGGAGUUCCAGAGAGACUGAAUAAAAAAGAAAUAUUUAAAGAAAUACAGUGGCCCAAACCUUCCUAAUUUUAAUGAAACCCACAAACCUCUACUCCAGGAGACUCGGUGGUUACCAUGGACAACAGCACUCUCACGGAGGCCUCAGAUUGCUAAGAGACAGGGAUGGAGUGAACCUUGACACAGCGAGAGAUGCCUGGCAGCUGAGGCUUUGUCUGAAGCCAUGGGAACAGAAGGAGGAUUAUGACACAGGGUGCUGAGCGGGCUAUGGGGGAAAUAACACAGGAUCCUUGGAUCGGGCAGAGUCCUAGCUGCCAAAAAGGCAACAUCCCCGGAUGGGUUGAUGCCACCAGAAAGGAAAAAGAGGAAGAAGAAGAAGAAGAAGAAGAAGAAGAAGAAGAAGAAGAAGAAGAAGAAGAAGAAGAAGAAGAAGAAGAAGAAGAAUAUUGUGGAUGAACUGACAUGGCCCCAGCUGGUGGCUGGGCCAUAUUGAAGCAAAAAGUAACAGUAAAGACCUCAGUUGACAUCUGUCACCCAGCCCUCUCUCCAUCCCUGGUCUGUAGACUCUGAUGCCGGACAGGACCCUCUAAGGCUGACCUAAGCUAUGCCUCAGUGGAUACUUGUUCUUUAUAGGGCUCUCCGUGGUCACGUCUGGCUUGGACUAGUUGAUUCUUUAUCAGUCUGGCUAACUGUGGUCAGUUCUGUCGUCGUUCCUUUCAAACAACCAACUUUGGAGGGUCAGUCAUUGCUUUCCCAUUUUCCGUUUCAUUUCUUGGUUCUCUUGUCUUGAUUUCCUUCUUAGCCUUGGACAUCCCAACUCCUCCUCUCUCAGUUUCUCUGUGGUGUGGGGACAGACGGAUGUGAGAUUUUUCCUCCUUUUCUCAAUUAGACUUCCUCAGCUCCCUGCUUCCCUCUGGAGACAGGUCUGGCUGUGUCUUAUCAGCUUUGGCAGCUGGCCCUUCUUCUAGAUAAACCCUUCCUAAAUCCCUUUAAUCCUCUUUGGCAUCCAGGCUGUCCAUGAUGUAAGUUUACUGCACCUGAAACUAUGCUUACCUCUAAUUUUGCUGUCUGCUUGCUUCCUGUAUGGUCAGGGAAGAUACUUGUUUGGUUUCCGUCACUUUAAAUUGUUGCCCUGGUUUCGUGGCCUGUCCUGUUGUCUGCUGAGAGAAUGGUUCAUGUGCGUCUAGAGGGGAUUUGGUCUGCUCCUGCUUGGUUUUAUUUUACACUUGUUUAUGGAGACUGGCUGGCUUCUAGUAUUCUUCCAUUCCCCCAUUUCCUUAUUGAACGUGGAACCAGUUCUAGCGUUUCAUUUUGACUAGAGGGAGGGAGACAUACCGAAGUCCCCACUGCCACCCUGGAGCUGGAAUUGCCCAGCUGGUCGACCCUGCUCAGUUUUGCUUCCUGUGCUUUGGAGGUCAGAGACAAGGAAUGACAUCUGGUACCACCGAGGGUUGCCAGACCUUCAUGAGGGACUCUGCUUAUCACCCUGUGAGGCUCUGUGCCCCUCCCCUGCUCAUAAGCCACCCAAGCUUACACACCAACUACUUCCUUACUGGCCACUGACCACAGGCCACGGCCACCUUUCUGGCUGUGGCCAGCUCCCUCCAGGCAGGCCUCCUAUCUCCAGGGUACACCAUGGCUGCUGCCCCCCCCCCACAGAAUUCCACAGUUGCUCUCAUUGUAAGCAAAUUCCUCCGGCCCUAACUCUGUGAGGUCUGGAGAAGCAUGGCCGCCUGGGGGGAGUAAGCUGAGGAAGCAAGACUCGAACUUCUCCACUUCCACUCCCCUGGAGAGCACGCCAGUGAAAGUGUCUUCACUGUCCACAGCUGGGUGGAAAGGCCUUGGCUCUAAGCUUUGGCACUAGAUGUUUGGGUACAAGACAUUGCCACCGUCCUCCCUUCUGCGUCGAUUCCGAGGCUAGGCAGAUGUGUGCAGCACUACCACGGCAGCCUGUCUGUAGGGUCUCCUGUCGCCCCUCCCUGUUCAUCCGUUCCUGUCCCACAGCAGUCCCUGGCUGUCACUGGUCUGUUUUCCGUCCCGGUAGUAGCUACUUGUUACCAAAUCCCAGAGGAAAGGAUUGUUUCUGCUCACAGUCUGAGGGUACAGUCUAUGUGGGGGAGGGGGGAGGCUGGGCGGCAGGUCCAGAGGCAGAUGGGAAGUGGGGCUGGCUAUAAAGCCUCAAGGCCUGCCCCACCCCGUGCCCCAGUGACACUCCUUCCAGCCCGGAUCCAUUUCCUAAAGGUUCUACAACCUUCCAAAGUAAGGCCGCCAACUGGGGACCAAGUGUUCAAACACAUGAGCCUGUGGGGAACAUCUCGAAUCCAGAACACAGCCGUCCUCACCGUACCCUUUCCCAGGACGUCUUAGACACAGGAUCACACAUGCUGUUCCACACCCUGCCACGGACUGGGCAGACAGACGUUCAAGACGGCAGAGCCGAGGGUGGCGUGUAGUUACACACUGCUGCCCAAGCCAUCACGGAAAUGCAAAAUGAGGCCCCACCAACAAGCUCUGUACCCCAGGUCCACUAGGAGGACAGUGGGUCUCGAGUGGAGACUGUUGACAGGUUCGAGCCGACCACCCCACUUUAUUUCUGAGUGUGCCACGCAAUCACCAUCUCCCCUUUAUCUCCUUGCUUCAUGUUCGGGGUUGCAAGUGUGUGAUUUUCAUUCCUCAACUUUGCCUCUUUUUUUUCUUGAAUUGGACCGUGACUUAGCGCAGGACAGUGGUUAAAUAACAGCUCUAGAUUUGGGACUCUGGAACGUUGAGUUCAGCACAGCCAUGUGGCUUACUGCUCCUCCAACAAUGCAGUGUAUUGAGGCCCUUCAACUCCAGAGCACUCUCAUCUUGCUUCUGCAGAUUCUCCCUCCAUAAAGGUUUAUGAGGUGCUCGAUACAGUCCCUCAGUUUAUCCACAUGCGCUUCCUCCGAAAUACUCCAGUGCUUUCUCAUUGGUGUCUGGCUCGCGUCUCCAAGGGCAUUAUUCUCUGUGAGUGUAGAGCUCUACCUUGGCGCUUGUUUCCUUUCUGAUGAGAAGGAAUGCUUCCAUGGCCUUCUGGUCUCCAUCUUCCCAUCAAGAAGUCAUCUGUCUGUCAUGUCUAGUCUUUAAAGGAGCCGCUACCCCUACCGACUGUCAUUGUAUUUCAGCGCGCAUGUGUGGAAUCCCGUGCACUGUGCUUCACUAAAUUCUUUUAAGUACAUGGGAACUACACUCUCUUUGUACUUAUGGACCGAUGUCUUGCAUCAGUUUAAAGCCCCUGCCUGUUUGUAUUCAAAUACCUACACCACACACACACACACACACACACACACACACACACACCCCGCAUCCCCUUGUCUCUCUUAGGAUUCAAAACCUCUCCCACCCUGUCCCCUACUCUAUUGAUUCAUUUCCUCUACUUCAGCCAUCCCCCAUCUCUGCAUUCAGUCAUCAAACCCCUCACCUCCUUCCCUGAACUAAUCUUCUCUUCAGCUUUGUCCGAUAGGCUGUUAAUCUAAUCUACUGCGGAAGGAAUUUUUAGUUUUCGUGCUCUUCAUUUUUUAGGAUUUCGUUCUUAUUUGUGGACUGCAAGUUGCCACUGAAAAACUCUUCACCUCUUUUCCCAAUUUACCUGAAAGAUGUGUCACUGACCCUUCAAGGUAAAUGCUUCUUUUGAUCUGGAGAGAAACAAGAGCAUUGCCAUGGUUACCUUUUUUUUUUUUUUUCAGUCCAUCUCCACCGUCACCUUCUUUGCUUUUGUAGUACUGGGGACCAAACCCAGGGCUUUGUAUGUCCCAGGCAUUCGCUCUGCUGCCAAGCUAUGCCCCUACCCCCCGUCAGUCAAGUCCAAGUGUGACUAUUUUAAUAUCUAGAUCUCUUGUUGUUCUCUUGACUCUUGGUCCAAUGGUCUUGUCUUCUAGAAUAUAUGGUAAGGCUUGGCCAAUGGCAAGAAUUCACUGUGAAAAUAAAAAUCUAAGAUCCCAUGAGUCUCUAGUGCUGCUGGCCAGCUCAGACUGGACAGCUGCGUCUCUGGCGAACAGUUGGUCUGUGAGCAGCUUACCAUGUUCGGCUGAGCUGAUUUACAGACAGGGCUGUCCGGUUUCUGCUUUGCUUUUUCCCAAAGAGGGUCCUGCAUUCACGGUCAGUGAUUGCCUCUGAAAAGACCAGUGUUUCCCAGACCUCUCCACCUCAGCCAGCUUUGGACUCUGCUUUGUCCUCUGGUUCUGAGACCACCAAAAGCUCUGGUCGGCUUCCCCACCUCUUGGGAGUGAGCUGUAACUCAGUCAAUGCCUCAAGAGGAAAAUCCAUAGUAAUUAGGAAUCUCCCAGUAAUGGGGAUUUGGUCCCUCAAAUCUUAGCUAUCUCUAGGCCUCCCAGUGCCUUCAAACAGAAUUCAUUUGCCAAGCUGGCUUCUCUAUCUUCCCCUGCUCCACCAGCUAAUAAGGGUCCAUUCGCCACUGUGGAGCAUGGUCAGCAGAAGGUCUCAUACAGAGUCAGAACAAGUCAUCACAAUAUCUUUCCUGAAUCCAGCCAUCCUGCAACAAUUUCUCUGAGAGGAAAAGGUGUCCAUGCUUUUUAGAGACUUUAUUCCAAGAAGAGACCAGGUCUUUGGAGCCUGAGCGGUGAAUGGGACAAACCAGAUCCAGCCUGAGGGGAUGCAGUGUGCUGUGAAAGGAGACGCUGAAUAGACCAGACAGGCCAGAUGUGGGUGGAGCUUAUCUGUUACCACAACUCACAAAGCUCCAUUUCUCAAACACGGGCUGAACUCCACAGCCCCAAACAGAGCGGCACACAACCUUCCAUCCAUCUGUGCCCAUCAGGCAUCUGCCACUUCCAUACCCAGACCUGCCUCAUGCAAACUGAGGGACAGGGCAUCUUGUCCCCCACUCUCUGGAGUAGGAGCUUCACUGGGGUGAUGGGGCCACAUGAGAUGGGCUGCCUGAGACUGACAGGACAAUCUGAAACCACUGGUUACCUCUUUCAACCUGAGCUGUGCUGGGUGUGGAGUAGCCGCUGACCACACGUGUUACUAUCUGUCCUACUUCAGAAGCCCCAGAAGGUCCCGGACACUGGCACUAUUUUGCAGCUAAGCCUUAGCUCUCACCUCCACAAGCUUCAGAAGGUCCAACGCAUUCUACGUAAGAGCUGGGAUGCUCUCACUUAUCUAACAAGGAGGAAGGCAGUAAAGACUCUGACAUAAAAUACGUGAAAAAUGAAUCAACAACACAGAUUAUAGAGGUAUGAGACUGAUCCAUAGGGAGAGCGAGGAAGGCUGGCCAGGAGAAGCAGGGCAGAAGAAUAAGAGAACAAGGUAGGAAGCAGGCAGGACACACAGGCACUAACCCACACGGUGGCCCUCAUGGCUCAGAACUUGGAAACCCUACCAGGAGUUGUCAGCCUGCCAAAGUGGGAAGAUGAGUCCACCUUUCUGCAGCCUCAGGCACAGAGCAGGGUGGACAGUGUUACAGGGCAAUGCAGAGGUAUGCAGGAGCUGAGGAGAUGCUGUGGAGAGAUUCGGGCAGGGGCCAUUGGCCAGUAGCCCUGGACAGGCCACUGCACACAUCUGGCAUUUAGGAACUGUCACAAAGUAGCAGCUGUCCUCAUCCAGAGCUGGGCUCUGGGAGAGGUUCUGGGAUGAGGGCAUUGUUCCCCUGGCACUAAUUCUUGAAGAGGGAGCAAGGGUCCUGGCAUCUGGCCAUGGCAGAAUGACAUCCCUGCAGCCAUAGGAUGGCUGGGACAAGUCCAACCAGUGACAUCCCAACCUCAUUGCUCCCAGCACCACACACUGGCAGGAGACAGACAGGCCUGACAACAACAUCCCAGACAAACAAACACCCUAAUAAUGGCCAUGAGCCACACCAAUAAGGAAGGUUCGCCAAGACAGACAACAGCGCAGGAGUAUAAAAGCCGACGGCCCAGCACCUUACACACACACUCACACGCACACCUCACUCUCUCAUUCACUCACUCUACUCUACUCCAACCCAAGCUCUGCCAUGGCCGCUUCCACCAUGUCUGUCUGCUCUGACGCUCGCACCAACUCCUCCUGGCAGGUGGAUGACUGCCCAGAAAGCUGCUGUGAGCCCACCUGCUGCCAGUCUAGCUGCUGUGCCCCCAGCUGCUGCCAGCCCAGCUGCUGCCAGUCAAGCUGCUGUGUCCCUAGCUGUUUGUGCAGUCCCUGUUGCCAGUCUGGCUGCAGCAGCUGCUGCACACCCUCAUGCUGCCAGCAGUCUAGCUGCCAGCCAGCUUGCUGCACCUGCUCCCCCUGCCAGCAGUCCUGCUGUGUGACUCUCUGCUGCAAGCCUGUCUGCUGCACACCCAUCUGCUGUGGAUCCUCCUCGUGCUGCCAGCAGUCUAGCUGCCAGCCCUCAUGCUGCCAGUCCUCAUGUUGCCAGCCAUCCUGCUGUGUGCCUGUUUGCUGCAAGCCUGUCUGCUGCACACCCAUCUGCUCUGGAUCUUCCUCAUGCUGCCAGCAGUCUAGCUGCCAGUCCUCAUGCUGCCAGCCAUCCUGCUGUGUGCCUGUCUGCUGCAAGCCUGUCUGCUGCACACCCAUCUGCUCUGGCUCCUCCUCCUGCUGCCAGCCAUCCUGCUGUGCUCCUGUCUGCUGCAAGCCCUGCUCCAGCAUGUCCCUGCUCUGCCGCCCCGUGUGCAGACCCGCCUGCUGCCUGCCCACCUCCUCCUGCUGUGCCUCCUCCUGCCAGCCCAGCUGCUGCCGCCCAGCCUCCUGUGUGUCCCUGCUCUGCCGCCCUGCCUGCUCCCGCCAGGCCUGCUGUGGCCUCUCCUCGGGCCAGAAAUCCAGCUGCUGAUGGAUCUGUCUACUCUAGGCUCAUGUCCUCCUCCCUGAUCCCUCUCAGCCCCUUUAGUCUGCCCCUGAUGUGAGAUCUUCCCAGGACGGAACCCCAACAUGUUCUCUACACUGAAUCGAGGUAUCCUCCUGUCUCUCAGGAACCCCACCUGUACCCUGGAUCACUGCUCCUCUUCACAACCCCUCUCCUCUAGUCACUUGUCUUUGGCACCAACCGUUUAGCCAUUCACAAACUCUUUCAUAAACUCAUUCAAUAAACUCUUCUAACUGCCUGGAUCUCCUCUCACGCUCUGAGAAAUUUGCCUUAAGCUGAUGUCGGUCUCCCUGGGCUGUGAUUAUUUCCAGGAGGGAGGGACUUAGCCCUGCAAUAGUGAGAGAUGGUGGCCAUCUGCCCUGGGGAUGACCAGUGGAGCUCAGCAUCACGCUCUGCACAAAGCAGAAUGAGAUAGUGCCAUCAUGCCCCCCCCCACAUCUGGAGAGGGUCCCCAGGAUCCACAUAGGGUCCAGUGGGUAAUGGUCUCAGACACACGCACAGCUGGCCAAGAGAAGCCGCUGCUGGGCCAGGUGUUUCUAGUAAAUAGACAGUAGAAUAUAUCUGGGGCAUCUCCAAGGCCUGAAGUCUAAAUUUAGUACCUGAAGUGGUGCCCUGAGGGGAAUUCCUCUGGAGGGAGUCAGAGAAGUCACCUGACCUAGUUUACCAACAGAAUACCUAAAUGAGUCCCAAGUGACCAGCCUGCUGCCAUCCAACCAGUCCAGACAGAGCUUGAGCAAUUACAGAAAGACAGCAUUCAGCUGAAGAGCUGUUCAGUUUGCUAGGCACACAUGGUGAGAAAAUGUGGCCCAGUAGACGAUCAAUCAAUUGAUGGGAACCCACUCUCCUCAUAUACCCCACACAGCCAAGAAGCUAGGGAACAAUAGAGCAAUUGUUCAAAGAUGGGAAGACAGUUUAAGAAAGAAAAUCUGUGCGGGACAGCUGGAAAGGUGCGCUGUGUGGAAGAGGGGUGUCAGUGAGUAGGGAACGGGACUCCCAGCCACUAAAGGCUUGAGAAAGUCCAUAAACCAUGGGCCUGGCUUGGGUACUGUUCACAGGAGGAAACGAGUGAACUGGAGCAGCAGACAGAGGAGCUCAGGGACCUGGCUUUGUCACCCACUCCUGGUGUCAGAUGUGCUGAGGACUUUGUCAUGCCCAUCACUGUGAUGUCUUAUACCUUGCUGUCCUGGGUGCUCUCAAGGUUCUAGAACCCUGGGGCGUGUCCCUGGGUAGCAACCCCCCAGUAGUCCCCUAUAGCCUUCUCCCCUCACUUAGAACCAUGCUCAGGUCUUUUUAUGCCCCUUCAGGUCCCACUACAUUGCCCACAUUCUCCAAGCCUCUCCAUGCCCCUCUAGCGUCACUCCCCCAUCCUCCACAGUCCUCUUCCUCUGGUGUGAAACAUUAUUCCCUUCUCUGGACGCAUGGUCGCUCCCUUGACAGGCUUUCUCCCUUCUUAGCAAGCUCUCUCCCUUUCCUACAGAGUGUCUCCCCCGCUCCCAGCUGAGGCUCAGCAUCGCUCUGCAGAGCUUUUGCCAUGGUGACUAAAGCGGCUGUGCACAUCCAUUCUCAGAUCUCUGUGAAGAUAUCUCUUUUCAGCACUUCUUAAUAAAUAUGAGGCGUGUGAGUGCUGGAUGGUUGGAGGGGUGUUUGAUUUCUUUUUAAGAGCCCACCAUGUUCUUCCAGGGUUCUGAGCCAUCCUGCAUUCCCAGAAGCAGUGGAGAGUUCCCAUCACCCCUUCCUCCCCAAUAUCUGUUGUUGGUACUUUGAAUUUUGGGCAUUCUAAUAAGCAUAUAGAUUCAUUCUCUCAUAUUCACCAUCUGUCUGUCUGUCUGUCUUUGUCUCUCCCUCUCUUUCUCCCACUCCCUCUCCCUACUAGAGUAUUUCUACAUAGUUCUCUCUCUCUCUCUCUCUCUCUCUCUCUCUCUCUCUCUCUCUCCUCACCUAGUGCUUGUCUCCAUAGCACAAAUUGUCCUCAAACUCAUGAUGCUUCUCCUGCCUUAGCUGAGAACACAGAGAUCACAGAUGGGCCCCACCCUGCCUGUGACUUCCUCAGUUUUCUAAGUUUACACUGAAGCCUUCACUUGCCAUCUGAGCUUCUUCUUUGGCAAGGGCUCUAUCCCAAUCUCUUGCCCAUAUUUUGAGUUAGGUUGUGUCAUUGCUGAUUUGAAGGACCCUUUGCAGUGUGUACAGCGGCCUCUGUCAGAUAUGGGGAGCAGGUUCCCCACCCCGUCAUGCUCUGGCGUCUCUUCCGUUAGUUUCUUUUCUCAUGGUGAAGGAAGGUAGGGAUUAUUUCAGCUCACAGUUUGAGGACACUAUCCAUCCUGGCAGGGCAGUCAUGGCAGGAGUGUGAGGAGGAACACUGAGUCCUCAGGAAGCAGAGAGAUGCUCACAAGGCUCAGCAG